AUGCCCUCCACCACCGUGGAAAUGCCUGUCGCCGGCGGCACAAUUGAAGCACCCAUGGCACCAAAUGCCCCAGAGCCUGUGCUGUUGGGCCAAAGGGCUCGGAUGCCCGAGUUCAGUCUCGCCGGAAAGGUGAUCUGCGUCUCUGGCGCUGGCCGAGGACUUGGACUGACUCAGGCCGAGGCUCUGUUGGAGGCCGGGGCCAAGGUGUAUGCCCUUGACCGUCUUGAAGAACCAGCAGCCGAAUUUGCACAGAUUCAAAAACGCGCGAAAGAACUUGGCACGGAAUUGCACUACCGUCGCAUCGAUGUACGAGACACAGAAUUGCUGAACAGCGUCAUCGAGGCCAUUGGUGAUACCGAGGGCCGUCUGGACGGGCUUAUUGCAGCUGCGGGCAUUCAGCAAGAGACUCCAGCUUUGGAAUACUCAGCCAAGGACAGCAACACCAUGUUUGAUGUUAAUGUGACGGGUGUGUUCAUGACCUCUCAAGCGGUGGCGAAGCAGAUGAUUCGCUUCGGCAACGGAGGUAGUAUUGCCAUGAUCGCUAGCAUGAGUGGGACCAUUGCGAAUCGGGGCUUGAUUUGUCCAGCUUACAAUGCCAGCAAAGCUGCUGUCAUUCAGCUUGCUCGCAACUUGGCGGCCGAAUGGGGCCAGUACAACAUCCGUGUCAACACCAUUUCUCCCGGCUACAUCGUGACACAGAUGGUAGAGAAUCUCUUCCAGCAGUUCCCCGAGCGUCGAGAGCAAUGGCCGAAAGAGAACAUGCUGGGCCGUCUGUCUCGUCCAGAGGAGUACCGAGGUGCUGCGAUCUUUCUGCUCAGCGACGCAAGCAGCUUUAUGACGGGAAGCGAUUUGCGCAUGGAUGGUGGUCAUGCGGCUUGGUGA
Molecule: messenger RNA, 882 nt
Organism: Penicillium oxalicum
Lineage: Eukaryota; Fungi; Ascomycota; Eurotiomycetes; Eurotiales; Aspergillaceae
Product: putative short chain dehydrogenase
Exons: 3
Coding region: 1-882 (293 amino acids)
Cellular component (GO): intracellular anatomical structure
Molecular function (GO): oxidoreductase activity, acting on NAD(P)H, oxygen as acceptor
Source: RefSeq, a predicted model, not a curated record